Molecule: messenger RNA, 2754 nt
Organism: Ricinus communis (castor bean)
Lineage: Eukaryota; Viridiplantae; Streptophyta; Magnoliopsida; Malpighiales; Euphorbiaceae
Product: protein ALTERED PHOSPHATE STARVATION RESPONSE 1
Exons: 6
Coding region: 284-2533 (749 amino acids)
Source: RefSeq, a predicted model, not a curated record
UGGAAUGAACGUGUACAUAUACCACUCUCACACCAAUCGAGGCUACGUUCUUCUCUGCACAUACUGUUGCAGAUUCCCUCUCCUCUCUCUCUCUCUCUAACUGCCUGUUACCAUUUCUUCAGUUUUGCAUCAUUGCAUUUGCUUCUCUCUCUUUGUGGCUCUGCCUGCGCUUUCUGUGUGCAAAAAUCUUCACUUUUUUGGAGCCUGAUGAUAAGUGAUACGAUUCAGAUACUGAAACAUGGAAAAUUUUUCAUGAACUGGGUUCUUAUUUCUUCACUUAAAUAUGGGUUCUACAAGCUCCAAAGCACAGAAAGAUGAUGCUUUACGCCUAUGCAAAGAACGCAGGAGAUUGAUAAAGCAAGCAAUUGAUUCAAGGUACAAUCUUGCAGCAGCUCAUGUUUCAUAUAUUAGUUCUUUAAAAAAUAUUGGCAUAGCUCUCAGGCGAUAUGCUGAGGCAGAAAUUUUGAUAGAGUCAUCUUUAUCAACAACUUCAGCUACUGAGCUUGACAAAACCCCAUCACAUUCAUCAUACCCAUCUCCCUCUCCCUCUCACAUUGCAGAGGUUUCAGAUUCUCCUUUGCAUAAUGGAAGCCCCAUUUCACCAGCCAUGGUAAAUUUGAGUUAUAUGAGAACUGGGGGUGUUGUUAAUCCAGUUACUGUCACGGUUAAUUUAAAUAAUAGUGCUAGUGGUUUUGUUGAAGAUGACUCAUCAGGGUUUUCUAUGCCAAUGCCACCACCGCCUCCUCCAUUUGAGUUUGGUAGUUCUUGGGACUACUUUGAUCCUAGUGAUAAUUGUGAAAGUUUUAGGUAUAUGAGAAGGAAUGAGUUGGAUGUGGAUUUUGGUGAUUUGAGAGCGUGGAAUGAGUUUAGAGGUGAAAGGUUUGGCAAUUAUCACAAUUUGGUAGAUGCAAAAGGUAAUUGGUCAAAAGUUGGUUCUGAAGGAAAUGGUCAAGUACAUGAAGGAAUUUUAGAGCAUGGAUUGGAACAAAAGGAUUUAGAGAUCCCCCGUAAUUGUGCAGAACAAAAUGUUGGUUAUGGUUUAGGAUUAGACGGUAAUGGUCAUUCAGUUAAAUUAUUGGGAGCUGAAGGUUUUACAAGGCAACCGAUGGGUAUCCAAGUGAGGCAGAAAGAGAUGGUGCAAAAUGCUUAUGGUUUGGCUUUUGAUCAGUCAAGUUUGGAGAAAGAGAAAGCAGCCGCCAUGAAAGAUAUAUCUGCUGAAAGAGAAGAUCCAUCAGAGUUCAUUACACAUAGAGCUAAGGAUUUUCUUUCAAGCAUAAAGGAUAUAGAAUAUCGGUUCUUGAGAGCAUCUGAAUCUGGCAAGGAGGUUUCCAGGAUGCUUGAGGCAAACAAUAUAAGGGUUGGGUUUUCUGAGAUACAAGGGAGUUCAUCAGCCUCAGCAUUUCUAGCAUCUUUGCAAGUUUGCUGCCGCGGAAAGACUACACUUGUUACUCAUGAUCAUGUUACAAAGGUUAUUACUUGGAAGCGGACAGCAUCUUCAAGGUCAUCUUCAUCAAGAAAUCCGCUUGCCACAGCAACAAGAGAUGAUGUCUCUGACAGCGGUAGUGAUUUUCUUGAAGAAUUCUGCAUGAUUUCUGGAAGUCACUCCUCUACACUAGAUAGGCUGUAUGCAUGGGAAAGAAAACUGUAUGAUGAAGUAAAGGCCAGUGACGGUAUCAGGAAGGAGUAUGACCGAAAAUGUGAUCAGCUUAGGCACCAAUUUGCCAAAGAUCAUAGUGCUGAAGUGAUUGACAAGACCCGGGCAGUAGUGAAGGAUCUACAUUCAAGAAUAAUAGUGGCAAUUCAUUCCGUUGAUACUAUCUCAAAGCGAAUUGAGAAAAUGAGAGAUGAAGAGUUGCAGCCACAACUUCUAGAGCUAAUCCAAGGGCUGAUCAGGAUGUGGAAAGCCAUGCUUGAAUGCCAUCAUGCACAGUACAUUACAAUCUCAUUGGCAUAUCAUUCAAGAAACACAACUGGAACUCCACAGGGAGAUACUCGAAGGCAGAUUAUGGCUGUGCUUUUAGAAGAGAUAGAAUGCUUUGGCUUGAGCUUUGCAAACUGGGUUAGCAGUCAUGCGUCCUAUGUGGAAGCCCUAAAUGGGUGGCUGCAAAACUGCAUCCUGCAACCACAGGAGCGUUGCAGGAACAGGAAACCAUUCUCCCCGCGUCGAGCCCUAGCCCCACCUAUUUUUAUUCUCUCUCGUGAUUGGUCUGCUGGUCUCAAAUCUUUGCCAUCUGAGAAGCUUAGUAGUGCCAUUCAAACAUUCUUAUCUGACCUGUGCCAUUUAAUGGGCCAGCAAGCAGAACUACAAAAGAAAGAGAGCAAAGAAGAUACAAAGAAUGGAGAAUUAGAGAGCAAAGAAGAUGAGAAAAGUGAAGUAUCUUCAAACUUGUGCUGCAUACAUGCUAGUUUGUCAAAGGUUCUUGAUAGUCUCAAUAAAUUUUCUGAGGCUUCACUGAAAAUGUACGAGGACAUUAGACAGAAAAGCGAAGCAGCUCGAGUGGCGUACUUAAAUUGCAGACCAGUUAGAUAUUAAAUGUUGUGUGAGUAGUUGACUAUAAGCAUUUCCAUGUGUAUAAAGAAUUUCUAAGUUUGUGGUUGGAACUCAGGAUAAACUAGAUACUUGUAAAUGUCAAAAGCAUCGGUUCAAGGAGCUCUGGAAAAGGAGUAGGAUUGUUUUUACAACAGUAAUACUUUAGUUGUGUGCUUCAUAUUGCUGUUUUUGCUAAUCAGAUGCAAUUGCUUGAGUUGGCCGAA